Bactrocera tryoni is the source of this 657-nucleotide messenger RNA. RefSeq names its product keratin, type I cytoskeletal 9-like. The transcript has a single exon. The record is from RefSeq and is a predicted model, not a curated record. NCBI's taxonomy places the organism in Eukaryota, Metazoa, Arthropoda, Insecta, Diptera, Tephritidae. The coding region runs from base 1 to 657 and encodes 218 amino acids.
AUGAGUGGUGGAGGUGGCGGAGGCGUUAGUGUGGGCAUCAGCAGCGGCAGUGGUAGCGGCAGCAGUAGUAGCAGCGCGGCUGCCAUCAAUGCCGCUGCCACAUUGCAUUGUCUCACCUCAGUGGGCAGUAGUCAUAGCAGUGGCGGCAGCGGUAGCAUUAAUGGCAGUGGCAGCAGUGGUGGUGGUGGCGCCGGUGGCGUCGGCAUUGGCGCUAGCAGUGGUGGCAGCGGUCUGGGUGGCGCUGGUGGUGUACAUGCAAGUAUAGGACUCACGGCGAUGGGCAUGGCAGCGGGCUGCGGCGGUGGUGGCGGUGGAUUGAGUGCUUUCGGUAGUGGUGCUGGCAGUUUAGCGGCGUUUGGUGGCAGUGGCGCUAGUAGCAGCAGUUCCAAUGGUAGUGGCGCAAAUCAUCACCAUCAUCAUCACAAUAGUGUAGUUGGUGGCAUUGGCGGUGGCGGCAAUAAUUUGAAUAUAGCAACUGCAACCCUAACGGCUGCUCCAACGCAUAGCGUCGGCGCGAGCAGUGGCUUUGGCAGUUUGGGCGGCAUUAGUGUGGGUGUGGGUGUCGGUAUGGGCAUGGGUAUGGGCGGUGGCAACCUCAACUCUCUUGUUGUUGGUAAUCGAUUAAUGAACACAGGCUUACCGACGAUAUUGAAAUGA